AUGUCAGAUACAUCACUCCCACCACAAGCUCCACCCGCAAACGAUUCCGCUCGCGCGCAAGCUCAAUUGAUAACUGCGGCAUCAGUUGCCUGCGUAGUCCUCUGUCCGUUAAUCCUCGCGCUUCCUCCCCGCAAGCUUGAUGUGUACAGCAUUGCCCUCGUAUCCAGCACUUUCGUUGGUGGCAACCAACUUGCUCACGAAUAUACUGGUCGCAGUAUUCUCACCCGAAUACAGGAAGUGGGCACCCCGCAAUCUCGAAGGAAAGAGCUGCCUAUUUCGACACAAAACAAUGCCGUAGAUCGAGGCGUGGCAUCGCGACUUUCGGAGAAUAUGGAAGGCGGGGUUGGACGGGAUUCAAAUGGAAGGAAUGCUCAGCCGUUUGCGGAAUCGAAAAAAGACCUGACUACACGCAUACUAGCUGAAGUCGAAGCGCAGAAGACGAAAGCGGAGGAAGCGGAGGGUGUUCUGAGUCAGACCAGACAGAAGUCACAAUGGAAGCAGGAAAGAGACAAGAGAGAAAGGGAAGCAUUGGAAGAGGGAAAAGGCUAUGGUGAUAUGAUCUCGGAUCAAAUAUGGGAGGUUUGGAAUUGGGGCAAAGACAAGACCAGAGGCAAUACCGGGGAGGAAAAGUCGACGAGGCCGAACAAGGAUUCGGGAAGCAAGCCUUGA
This is a messenger RNA of Hymenoscyphus albidus, 669 nucleotides long. Lineage: Eukaryota; Fungi; Ascomycota; Leotiomycetes; Helotiales; Helotiaceae. The record is from the annotation of a GenBank genome assembly.